CUCUAGAAGGUUGAGAAUAUCAAAUCUACAAAUACGAGGUAAAUAAAAAGAAAAAAUAUCGUUUUCAAAAUGGCAGCAAACAAUGUACGGAAAGGACGAAACAGGAAAGCACCCGAACAAACUUUGGAGGAAUUACUUCAGAAUAAUGGCCUCGACGAUGCAUACUGGGGACCAUUGUUACGAGAUGUUGGUAUUACAAGUGAGAAACAAUUAAAACACCUUGAUGACAAUUUUCUCAGAGAAUUCUUUAAAAAGCAUGAAAGGUACGAGUGGGAAGGGAACGCUCUAAAAGCUUGUUUACCACUGUCUGAAGAAGAAAAACAGAACAUGAUCGAGAAAAAUGAAGCCAAGACAAAAGAACGACAGGAGAUCAUUGAGAAGAAUGAAGGAAAGAUAAACGAUAUACUAAAGAAACUUGAUGAUGUAACCGACGAAAAGGAAAGAAUGGAUAGAAUGAGAUUCGAUUUCCAAAGUCCGACAGGACAGAAAGAUCUGCACAAAGAGUUAACCAGAAUGGAGUUUUUGCAAAACAAGCUUGUUGAUCGGAAAAUGCCGUCAUGGACCGACCUAGUUACUAAAAUAUCUUCCAGUCGUGUACUGCGAGGAUAUUAUAUUCAGAAAAAACUCUGGGAACGUGUUCUUCCACGCAGACAAAUAAUCGAUAUCCCCGGGGAUGUUGAAGUCCUUGCCCCUAUAUUGAAGGAAACAUACUCAACUUUAGAGUUCUUUAGCGAAGAACAAUCCCUUAGACAUGAUCAUGUGGUAAAUCACUGGGGAUUUAACGCUGCUGCUAAUGUUGGAGUAAUGGGAUUGUUUACUGCAGAUAUCGGAAUUUCCCAUAAAGAAACAGAGGAUGAAUCUAAUGAGAAACAAUAUGAGGAAGGGUAUACUGAGAUCAAGACAACCAGUUACGUUCCUCUUGCGUCUUUCUCUCUGGAAAACGUGCAUCACUCUAUCUCAAAGAAUGCCCUGACAGAUCUUGUUGAGUUAGAAAAAAAACUUACCGAUGAAAACCAGGCUGUUCUCUGUAGAGAAUUCUUUGAAACCUAUGGGACCCACUAUUACGCAGGAACAUAUCAUUUUGGCGGUCGCUACACCCUUCAUGUCAUCUGCAGAAGCAAAAAAGAAAUGAGUCGUAGUGAUUCGCUGAAACUCUCUAAAUUUGCAAUUCAAGGAGGUGUAGGGGGAUUUUUUGCUGAUCUGAUGGGAGGUUUUCGGGUUGAGGGAGAAUCAAGCAAAGACGAAAGCGUAAGCAAAUACAGAGAACACGACGAUUACCGAGUUGAAAAAAAGAUUGUCAAGUGUGGAGGACCCGUGGAGGUAGAUUCUGUUCCACAAUGGAAGCUAGGACUUGCCGAAUAUCCGAGCACUUGGACCGUCAUUGACCAAGACGUGUAUAAGAAUGAAUGGAAAGGCGUCUGGGAACUUCUCACGGACGAGCAUUCCUCAAGGUUCAAGGACAUUAAUUUGGUUCGUUUUGCCCUUGAAUCGGAAUGGGAAGUGGAAUUUAAAGAUAGGAUGGAGAUACUAAAAUCAAAAAUGGAAGAACAAAACAGCAUAUUUGAAUAAAACUACACACAUUCUUAAAUAUGAUUUAAAUAAGAUUUCAGGUUUCCUGAAAACUUUUAUUCUUCACCUCAAACCACGUCUACUACUACUAAAUCUAUAUAGGUUGACAUUAAAAAGGCAGACUUAACCUUCUAUACUUAAGCUAUUAAAAUUAUAUAUGAUAUAAUAUUAUAUAGUACCUAAUUAUAUACAGAUAUGAAAUACAUUAUGUUCUAAAAUUAUUUUUUAAAAAUGUUUGCGAAUUCAGAAUUGAUUUAUUAAUUGGACAAGUUACAUGUAAAAUAUCAAGGACAGUACAAAAUACGAUUCUCACGACGUGGAUCACACACCUGAGUAAAGGUCUAGACCUUGUUUUAUUUUUUUUUAUUAGAUUAAAAUGUUUCUGAUCAUUUACAAAGUAUGAAACUUUCUUCUGAUGCAAGGCUGCUCUAGACGACAAACAGCUCAUCAAAGCGUUUCCUAUCAUGGAUUAAAAUCACGGGAGGGCAAGACCGGUUUUUGAAUACUUUUUACAAAAAAAAAAAAAAAAUACUUUUGCAUAGAUUUACAAAGUAAAUCCCGGCCACUGUGUCAAGCACAAAAAUUAAAAUUCGUUUUAGGCUGCUAUAUUUUUAGCUCACCUGAGCCGAAGGUUCAAGUGAGCUUUUCUGAUCAAAAUUUGUUAGUCGUCUGUUGUCGUUGUCGUUGUAAACUUUUUACAUUUUUAUCUUCUUCUCAAGAACAACUGGAUCAAUUUCAACUAAACUUGCCACAAAGUAUCCUUAGGUGAAGGGGAUUCAAGUUUGUUCAAAUGAAGGGCCAUGCCCUCUACCAAGGAGACAUAAUUAUGAAUUUGAAAAAAAUCAUGGCAUUUUUUAAAAAUCUUCUCAAAAACCAGUGGCCCAGGAAAGAUGAAACUCAUGUUAAAUCGUCCUCAGGUAGUGUAGAUUCAAGUUUGUUCA
Saccostrea cuccullata (small rock oyster) is the source of this 2510-nucleotide messenger RNA. RefSeq names its product interferon-induced very large GTPase 1-like. Bases 70 to 1569 code for a protein of 499 amino acids. NCBI's taxonomy places the organism in Eukaryota, Metazoa, Mollusca, Bivalvia, Ostreida, Ostreidae. The record is from RefSeq and is a predicted model, not a curated record. The transcript is spliced from 2 exons.